CCCGCCCCGCCCCUCCCCUCCUCUGGAGCCUGGUGGUAUGGAGACGCGCACGCGGCGGGUGCUGGUGGUGGGCGGCGGGCUGGCGGGGCUGGGGGCGGCCCAGCGGCUGAGCACCCACCCCGGCCGCGUCCACCUGCGGGUGCUGGAGGCCACGGCGCGCGCGGGGGGCCGCGUCCAGUCCGAGCGCAACUUCGGUGCUGUGCUGGAGGUGGGUGCCCACUGGAUCCACGGGCCCUCGCCGGGCAACCCCGUCUUCCAGCUGGCUGCCCGGUAUGGGCUGCUGGAGGAGCGGGCGCUGUCGGAGGAGAACCAGCGGGUGAACACAGGAGGCCACGUGGGGCUGCCCUCCGUGUCCUACUGCUCUGGCCGCCGGCUGAGCCCUGAGCUGGUGGCAGAGAUGGUCGAGCUCUUCUACAGCCUCCUGGACCAGACCCGGGAGUUCCAGCGGGUGGCCAAGCCUCCUGCGUCCAGCGUCGGGCAGUUCCUCAGGAUGGAGCUGGGCCGGCGGGUGGCCAGCUGGACAGACGGCCCGGAGACCCAGCAGCUCAAGCUGGCCAUCCUCAGCAACCUGCUUCACGUGGAGUGCUGCGUCAGCGGGACCCAUAGCAUGGACCUGGUGGCCCUCACAGCCUUUGGAGAGUACACCGUGCUGCCUGGGCUGGACUGCACCCUGCCCGGGGGCUACCAAGGACUCACGGACCGCCUGGCGGCCUCCCUGCCAGAAGACACGCUGGUCCUCAACAAGCCCGUGAAGUCCAUCCGCUGGAAGGGGACCUUUGAGGAUGCCGGCUCUCCGGGGGACACCUUUCCUGUGCUGGUGGAGUGUGAGGACGGGGACUGCUUCCCGGCACACCACGUCCUGGUCACCGUGCCCCUGGGCUUUCUUAAGGAACGUCUGGACUCCUUCUUCGAUCCCCCGCUGCCCCGGGAGAAGGCCGAGGCCGUACAGAGAAUGGGCUUUGGCACCAACAACAAGAUCUUCCUGGCCUUUGAGGAGCCAUUCUGGGAGCCGGGCUGCCGGCACAUCCAGGUGGUGUGGGAGGAUGCGUCCCCCCUGCGGGACCCAGAGCCUGCCCCCACCCACGACACGUGGGCCAGGAAGCUCAUCGGCUUCUGGGUGCUGCCUGCCUCAGGGUCUGCCCACGUGCUGUGCGGAUUCAUCGCUGGCCAGGAGUCUGAGUUCAUGGAGACGCUGCUGGAUGAGGAGGUGCUCCAGACCCUGACCCGGGUGCUGCGUGAGGUCACCGGGAACCCCCAGCUGCCGGCCCCCCGGCGCGUCCUGCGGUCCCGCUGGCAUAGCGCCCCCUACACCAGGGGCUCCUACAGCUACGUGGCAGUGGGCAGCUCUGGCGACGACAUUGAUCUGCUGGCCCAGCCCCUGCCCACAGAUGGUGAAGACCCCCAGGGGUGACACGGAGGGAUACCAGCUGCCCCUACCGCAUCUGGGGUGACGAUCCCAGAGCAAGGGUGCCGUCUCGGGCUGGGCGCCAUCCGCAGAGCUGAGUGUCCACAGCCCGCUGCCCUCUUCCUGCAGCUCAUGACUUCCUUUCUGGGGUGUUGGGGUGGAAGGAGCCAGGCUGCCCCCAGCCUGACGCCACCAACACCUGCCCUAGAGUGGUCACAUCUGCAGCUUGCUUUUCUUUCUCUGUUUGGCCCUCACAUUGUCUGUUUCCUUCCUAAUUUCCACCUCUGGUGUCUUUCUCCUUGUGUCUGGGAGGUGUCUGCAGAAUUACUGAGGUUUACGUCUUGGGAGCAUGUGCUGUCCUGCCCUCCCCUGACUGGGUCAGCCAGGAAGCC
This is a messenger RNA of Erinaceus europaeus (western European hedgehog), 1797 nucleotides long. It is a transcript of the gene PAOX, whose product is annotated as polyamine oxidase. The coding region runs from base 38 to 1411 and encodes 457 amino acids. NCBI's taxonomy places the organism in Eukaryota, Metazoa, Chordata, Mammalia, Eulipotyphla, Erinaceidae. The transcript is spliced from 7 exons. The record is from RefSeq and is a predicted model, not a curated record. Gene Ontology annotation, molecular function: polyamine oxidase activity.